AUGGCGAUGCCUCCGCAAGCUGCGGCCUCGACAGCCCAACAGAUGCAGGGCGAACCUGGCCAGGGAGGCACGGCUGCACAAUUUCUUAACUCUCAGCUCCUCUUGGACCUGCAAGCCGCUCUUAGCGCAGCGCUUGGAGCUUGCGGCCAGAGCCAAGCGAGCCAGAACGACCCUCUGGUGGCAAAGCUGCGCAGCGGCGUAAGCGUACUCUUGAACGCAUGCGCCGAUGCUAGCCGUCACGGAACGGGCCUGAAGCAGGACGCCAUCACGGUGCUGUCGGUAGCGGAAUUUGUGGCGGAGCGUCUGCCCAUAGUCUUUUGCGGUCCUGAUGGACUCCACCUUUCUGCAGUUUGCAGCCUGUUGGGUCUGCUGUUGGCGGCAGCUGGCCGGUCUCUUUUGGAUCGAAUGGUGGCUUUGUUGAUCCGAAUGGUGGGUCUGGUUUCGGGGCAGGCAGAGCGCAGGAGGCUGCUGGUGGACCUGGCGGCCGGAGCCAUGGAGCUCAUCCUCGACGCGGAGCAGCAGCUCUUGCUGUUGUCUCUGCCGCCGGCUUCCAACCCACAUGGCGGCGCUCCGUACGGCAGUGGCGGCGGCGGCGGCGGUGAUGCCGCGGCAGUGCCGGAGGCCGCUGCUGCUGCCGCCGCCACCACCGGAACGACGGCGGCGGCAGUUGGCUUGGGGCCUAACGUCGAGGCGUUUGAGUGCUUCUUUGCCCCCAACCGCCAACAUCAUCCUGAGCAGCGGCAGCAGCAGCAGCAGCAGUUGGGGGAAGGGGAGGGGGAUGAUGAUGCAGUGUUGGUGAAGUUGCCAAUGGUGCUGUUGGGAACGGCCCCCCAGUGUGUGGCUGCAGCGGAGGCGGGCUGUGCGGUGUUGUCGGGCCUUAUGUCGCAUCAUCCCCAAUUGCUGGCGCCGCUGGUGCCGCCGCUCGUACCUCAGGCGCUGCUUCAGCUGGUGGUGGCCAGUCCCGGCCACCCGCGGUCCCAGGCCAGUUUGCUGAGCUGCUGCGCCCGCAUGGUGGCCCUUUCUGGGGGGGGAGGAGGCGGAGGAGGAGGGGGGGGCUGCCAGCUGCUGCUGGUGGGGUGCGGUGCCGCAGAGGGGCUCAUGCACGUGGCCAUGAGCUUGCUGGAGGCGUGGUGCGAUGGAGUGGUGUCAUUCGGUGAGGGGCCGAAGGGGGCCGCGGCGGCAGUGGGGCCGUCGCCGCUGUCAACGGCGCCCUCCGCCGCCGCCACCGCUGCUUCCGCCGCUGCCGUCGCCGCCGCCGCAUCCUCCUGGCAUUCCGCCGUCAGCGCCGCCCUGGAGUCAAGCAGCGGCAGCUUGGCGGCGGCGGGCCUCCUGGCCCCAUACUCUGAGCGGCUGGUCGCAUUGCUGCUGCGGGUCUGCCUGCUUUCCUGCACCGCCAACAAACAGGACGCAGUAGCAGUAGCCCCCGCUCACAUAGCAGCAGCAGUGUCGACAACAGUAGGCGGGCGAGCGUCCGAACACCCCAAACGUGCCGCCGCCGCUGUUGCUGCCGCCGUACACGACUACUACCUGCCCUGUCUCCAUAUCUGUAUUCGUACAUGUCCGGAGCUUACACCGUACGCCGUACAACGCGGCUUGCUGGAGCUGCUGUUGCGGUUGCCGGCGGCGCCGGCGGCGCCGCAGGCGCCGCAGGCCGCGCCGGGGCCGCCUGGAUCAUCUCCUGCCGUACUGUCGUCGGAGGCUGCCGUCGUGGUGGCGGCGGCGGCGGCGAUGGCGAGUCUGAGGUCUACAGUCGUUCGCUGGCUCUCGCAACCCUUUGUUUCAGAUGGCAAUUUACAGGAAAUGUUCGCCAGCCAAAAUGCCUACCAGCAAAGAACGCAAGCUGAGGCGCGGGCUCUGCGCGAUAGCGACGUGAGCGGCGGUGGUGGCGGCGGCGGCGGCGGCGGCGCCGCGGGUGAAGCAGCGGUCGCAGCUGCAAAGGGCCGCUCCGCUGCCGCGGCGGCGGCGGCGGCGGCGAGAUUCUAUGGCGACGGCGGCUGCACCGCCGCCGCCGGAUCCUCGGCGGCGGCGCUUGCCGCCAGCGCGGGAGCUGUCGUACGGCUUCUGGCGGGAUUGUCUCCGCCGCCAUUGGUGGACUCGCCUCUUGACGCUACUGCCGUAGAGGCCUCCGUACACGCGAGGGUGCUGCUGCUACAGCACUUCGCGGCGGCGCUACUGCCACCCGGCUGUCCCGAGCUGCUGCUGCUGGUGACGAGAAUCGCAGGCGAGUGGACGCGACGGUUUGCUGCCGUAGCGGCGGCGGCGCCGCCGCAGCAGCCGCCGGCUGAAGCCGUCACGGCCGCGGGUGAUGUCGCCGCUGCGGCCGCGGCUGCUGCGGCGCCGGCUGCCGUUGACAGGGCCAGGGCAGCGAUUUGCCGUACCUGCUGUGUCGUAACGCUGGCUGUGAUGAGGGAGCGAUCUGGAGUUGCGGCCGCUAGCGGCGGCGGCGACGGCGGCGGCGGCGGCUGUGUUGGCGAUGUCGGUGAUGUUGGCGGCGGCUGUCCGGCGCUGGCGGCGGCUCUCCGGGCCGCCGUCGCGCUCCUGCUAGAGUCCUUGCCGCUGACGAGUCAGUCCCAAAUUAUUGCUCCACCUCCACCUCCACCUCCACCUCCACCUCCACCUCCACCUCCACCUCCACCUCCACCUCCACCUCCACCCCUUGACAGUUAUCCACCUUGCCUCCCCCCUCCCCCCUUCCCCCUCGUUCCCCCGUCCCCGUCCCCGUCCCUAUUCGAAUCGCUUGCGCGGGGGCGAUUCUUCGGGUUCCAUCAGGCAUUGAUGGUGUCCCCAGCGAAGCACAUCUGGCCUUCAGAUUGCGACAGUUCCGCACCUUUAUGGACAGCUGGCGGCGGUGCGAUGACUCCGGCAACGGCGGCGGCGGCGGCAUCAGCCGUACCACCCGUCGCAGCCGCCCUCGGCGGCGCUGCGGCGGACAGCUUGGUUCAGGUUGUCUUAGCUCUUGCGGGACGUAAUUUAGAGACGUGGCUGCUAGCGCAGCCGCUGCAGGCAGCAGCGCCGGGCGGCGGCGGCGGCGGGUGCACCACAGCCGCCACUGACCCACGGGUCGCUCCGCCGCCGCGGGGCCCCUCCGGAGAUUCUUCCCAGCAAGCCUCCCUGCGUGGCCUUGUAAUGGGGGUCAUGUCGAGAUGCGCGUACUUGGCCAAAGAGUUGACGCCGGCGGCGGCGGCAGCGGCGGCGGCGGCCUUAGGCCGCACGGCUGGCGGCGCCGCGCCGCCGUCGGUCUCUGCGAUCCUGGCAUUGUUGGGUGCGGCUGGAAAGGGUUUGGUGACGCGGGCGCUGCCGCUGGGGAUGCUUCAGACGGUGGUUUCGGAGCGCCCGUCUGCAGAAGGCGCUGGCACCGGCGCCGCCGCCGCCGCCGCCGCCGGACCCGGCUCAACCGCAGACGUAUGUUCGGAUACUAAAGUCGUCUUUGCAUCCAAGAUUCUCCCCAAAUUGCUUCCCGAAAUGCUGUUGGAGCUUGGCGGCGCCCGGGAAGAGGCCCUUGCGCCGCCGCCGCCGUACAUCAACACUUCCACCGCCGCUGCUGCCGCCGCCGCCGUCGCACCACCACCACCACCACCUUCCGACAGCGUCUCUGGCGCCGGCGGCAGCGGCGCCGCGGGUAAACCCAGCCUGCCGCCGCCGCCGCUGCCUCUGUGUGCGCCAGGCGCGGGUCUGGACGCGGCGUUGUUUGACAGUUUGACCUGCAUGUCUAACCUAUUGAGAUGUCAAUGGGGGAGCCAGCUGGCGGCAGUGACGCUGCAGGCACUGGUCCAGGGGAUCUGCCAGGCCCGUACCUUCCUUCAGCGCUCAGCAACGGAAUUAACCGCCGCCGUUAGCGCCAACGGAAAUGCCGCCGCCAACGUACACGCACACGCGGCAGCGGCGAAUGCCGCUGCUGCGGCGGCGACGGCAGCAGCGGCUACCUUGCCGUUCCUACCUACUGAGCUCUGGCUGGGGCCUUUGAAAGCCACCGCCGCCGCGGCGGACGGUGCCGUACACGCCGGAAUGCCGCCGGCCGCCGCCGCGACCUCGUCCGACCAGGCGGCCGAUUCUGUCACUGCCUCCUGGCCGCCCCUCACUGCCGUACUUCCCUUCCUGGAGCCAUGGCUUGUCAGCCGAGCGGGGGAGGAGGCGGCGGCGGCGGCGGCUGGUAGCACCGUCAGCGUCAGCCGCCCCGUCGGAGGGCUGCCGCCGCCGGCAGGAACCCAUCUGGCAGCGCUGACGGCCUUGCGGGUCGCCAUCGUCGCCGCGGCGGAGCGUGAGUUUAUCCGCUGCCUGCAGUACUGGUUGUUGGACUCCCAACCGCCUCUCCCUGCUGACGUCCGUUGCGGCCUGCUGGCGGCGGCGGUGUGGUUGGCGGGGCCAGGGGUUUUGGCGGGACGAGAUACGGGACCGCUCCUGGUGCUCCUGGUGCUGGGGUGUUUGGGGGGGGAGGAGCGACAGCUCCGCGCCGCGGCCUGCUAUGCCCUGGAGUCCCUCACUUGCCGUACUGGCGGCGGCACCUCCCCUCGCCGCUUCCUUUUGGAGGGCCCCCUAGCCCCGCUCGUACUACACCGCUUGGGCAGCGGGGUGCUGACGUCACCCAGAUUGGUUCCGGAGCUGAGUCGCCUAACGAAGCUGAGCGAGGCGGCACUUGUACGGGCGGCGCUGCCGCAUGCCAUAGGGCCCUUGUGUUGUGCGCAUAAGCUGCCGGAACUGAGGGAGCUGGCUCGCCUCCUAGACAUGAGCGCCGCAGAGCUCUUCACGCUGCACGCCCACCACGCGUACGCCUACGCUUUCUGGAAAGAAACCGCCGCCUUCGGAGCGUUUAUUGACGGAGUGGACGAGCUAAUGGACGAGCCACACGGCCACCAGCGGGUGCUGGGGAACGUGUCAAUGGCUAGGGUUGUCAGCAAGCAGACCAUCAUCAUGGCGGGUGAGCCUUCUGCCGACUGGGCCUCCUCCCCCUCCCUGGAGCCGCCGCCCGCUAUCGUGACGCGGAUACAGACAUUCAUGCAGGUGGUGGCGGGACAAGUAGCAGACAUGCAGAGCGACGACCCGGUUCAGGAGUUCCUCGUGGGUGAGCUCACAGCCAAUCUAUUCGAACUGUUCGGAAAGCAGCUGAGCGGCGGCGGCGGUGGCGGCGGUGGUGGCGGUGCUGGUGGCGGUGGGGCCGGAGCCGCCUGCUCUCCAACCUCUCGAGGGACCCGCCACGGUCCCUUCCAUGUGUCCCAUGGGUCACAUGGGGCUGGCGAGUUUGCGGCGCGACUGGGUGGGGGCUCCUGUGGUUUCGGAGACGGCGGCGGCGGAAGCUGUGGCCACUGGCUGCUGUCUACGGACAGCGCGGAUGCGGAGGCGUUGCAGGCCUUGCGCUCUCUUUCCGUUCUCGCGGUAUUGUUGGGAAAGCACCUGCCGGGCCACGUGCCGCCCGUGAUGGUGCUUUUGACGGCGGCGGUGGGCAGGGCGACGACGGCGGCGGGGGGAGGAGGAGCGUCGGAGGAAUUCCAGCUACAGAGUUUGGCUGCGUGGCGUGUUUUUCUUCGCUGCCUGGCCUCCACCGCCCCUGCGCUGCUGGAGCGGGUAGCGGUGCAGGCCAGUGUCGUACUGCUCCCUCUCCUUCAGAGCCCCCGACCGGAGGUAUCCCGGGCGGCUGCGGGAGUGCUAACCCUGCUGGUGGUGGAUAACCUGGCGCAUGUCAGCAACGCGCUGAGCCGUAUGCCGCCAUUACCCGCUGACGUACCCGGCCUUGAGCGAGUGGCUGCCGUACUUCAGGAGAAAUUACAGUUGGCGGAUGGCCGAAAGCGGUUGAGACAGUUGACGGACUCGCUGCAACACGACAGCUUGGCGGUUAGUGCGCUGUUGCGUUGCUGCGAGAACGCGAUGCGUACGACACUCGGGAAGGACAUCCGAGUCAGGUGUGGCGAGUGCUUAGGCCUGUUAGGAGCUCUGGAUCCGGCCCGAGUGGUUCCGGAGCGCAGAGCCCCUCCCGCGCUGCUCGGUGCGGAUGAGGACGGUACGGCAUCCGUUCGAAACAUCGGAGGCGGCGGCGGCAGUACGGGGCCGUACGAGCUGGAGAAGGAGAUCGUGGAACAGCUGGUCCGCAUUAUGGAGACUACGGGCGACCUCACGGUGUACCGCUGCACGUCGUACGCCCUGCAGUGCCUGCUACAGCACUACAGCGACGGUGGCGGCGGAGGGGGAGAUGGGGGGGGAGGAGGGGGGGUGGGAUGGGGGGGUUUAGGAGGCCGGGUGGCGGCGGCCUCGCCCGAGCCGGACGGUCUGUACGCUCGCAUAAGGCCCGAGUUGCAGCCGCUGAUUAAACCCUACCUGACGACGAGAUACACGCUGGAGAAGGACGUGGGUCGCAGCGGGCGCUCCGAAACCGACUCCUUCUUGUCCGGCUCCGCCAUCUUCUCCACCACCCCGCGGCCCUCCUACCGCCGCUGGCUUAAUUUGUGGAUACGGGCCAUGCUGCGCUAUGCAGUGGGCCCCCAUCAGGCCGCAUUCACUGCCAUGACAGCGGUUGUACAUGCAGUGAUGGUCAGCGGCCACUCCGGAGCUGUGGAGGCGGUCCGGCGGGAGGUGGUUGCCGUACUGCAGGCGGGGGCGGCGGGGCCGUCCGAAGCGGACGGGCAGCUGGAGUUGUACUUACAGGCCCUAUUCGGGCUCUUGGACGUUCUUGGCAGGUGGUUACGUGACGCCUGGCAGCGGGCGGCCGACAAGGCUGCCAACGGCAACCAGCUUCAGGGCGCGGGUGGGGGUGCAGCGGGGGCCGCCAGUACGGCAGAGGCGUACGGCCAUUUGGGCGAGCCCGACGGCCUGGCGGGGCUCUGCGCUAUGAGGCCGGGGGGCCUGAGUGAAGCGGAUCAGUCCUCCCUGACCACGCAGGAGCCGCUGUUGGCGUUACGUCGUCAGCUGUCCGCAAUAAUGGGCGACCGGGACGGGGAGGCGGCGGCGUGGCUGGCCACCGCCAAACUGUGCAGGGCCAACGGCCAUCUCGACGCCGCCACCGGUGCCGUACUGGAGGCCGCCGCCAGGGGGGUUGGCGGCGCCGCCGCGCUCGAGUCCGCAAAACUUCUCCGGGCCCGGGACCUGCACCACCGGGCCGCUGCGGAGCUGCAAACGGCCAUUUCUGAUUUGGCGGCCUCCGGUGCCGCCGCCGCCGCCGCCGCGUCCGAUUCUCGCCGUCUGCUGGCCCGUCUGAAGCUGUGUCUCGCGCGCUGGACGGCGGGUGAGGGCGGCUGCGCGCCCUCCGAGCUUCGGCGGCUGUUCGAGGAGGCUUUAGACGCGGAUAGAGCCUGGGAUAAGCCGCACUUCCACUAUGCACGCUACCUGGACCAGCUGUAUCAGGACGCCAAGCGCCGUCAGACCGCGGGGGGGGCCCGGCCGCAGCCUCAAGUAGGCGGUACGGCGUCAACUCGGGGGGUGGCUAAUGACAGGUUCGGGUUUGGUAAGGCCCGCGUGGCCAUCGGCGACGACAAGCAGUACUUCGAGUACCUUCCGGACGUUAUACGGCACUACGGAGAGGCCAUUACUAAGGGACAUAAGCACGUGAUGCAAGCCCUCCCCCGCCUCCUCACACUCUAUUGCGAACACGGCAGCGACCAAAUCGCGCGAGGCAGCGCAACCGCCGCUACGGGCGGUGGCGGCGGCGGCGGCGGCCGCGGCGCGGGGCCUGUACCCCGUACGAGCCGUGAGACACGUGCCGCCACUGAGGUGCACAACACCAUGAAGCAGCUGGCGGGGUCAUCCGUACCCCCGACGAAGUGGCUGGUGGCGCUGCCGCAGCUCAUCUCCCGCAUCGCCCACCAGCACCAAGAGGUUGGGGACGUGAUCCGCCUGGCUCUGGGUCGUCUGGCCGAGGCCUUCCCGCAGCAGGUGCUGUGGUCCGCUGCCGCGGUGUGUCGGAGCAACGUGGCGAGGAGGAGGGACCUGGCCAACGAGGUAUUCAAAUCGGUCAACCUGCAAGCCAGGCGCUCGGGAAACAACGGCCUCGUGCUCCACCUCUCGCACCCCCGUGCAGAUAACACACCGCUUCAUGUUGAACUGGACCCUGCCGUAUGUGAAAAAAAACCCAAGAAGCUCACCUUCGUGGGGACUGACGGAGCGGAAUACUCCUUCCUCGCCAAGCCCAAAGACGACUUGCGGAAAGACUACAGGCUUAUGGACUUCGCGGGGCUGCUGAAUGCGCUGUUCGGGGGCCACGCGGCCUCCCGCCGCCGCGACCUGCGCAUCCGUACAUAUGCGGUAGUGGCGCUCACUGAGGACUGCGGCAUCCUGCAGUGGGUGGACGGCCUCAAGCCGCUCAAGGCCGCCAUAGAGGACGUGUAUGUGGCGGAGAGGGCGAUAAAUAGGAGAGAGUGGAUUGGGUGGAUUCGGAAGCUAUGGGAGACCUGGCCCGAGCCCUCCAACAAGGCCAAGCUGCUGUCCAAGGUUCUAGAGAGGCUGCCGCCGCGCCUGCACCGCUGGUUCCUGACCAGCCACCCGGAGCCGGCGGCCUGGCUAAAUGCCAGAACCAACUUCACGCGCACAAACGCCGUGUGGUGUAUGGUGGGGCACAUGCUGGGGCUGGGAGACCGACACGGGGAGAACAUCCUGCUGGACGGCGCGUGUGGUGACACGGUGCAGGUGGAUUUCGGAUGCCUAUUCGAUAAGGGCCUUACGUUGGAGGUUCCCGAGAUGGUGCCCUUCCGUCUGACCCAAAAUGUGGUGGACGGGUUCGGCAUCAGCGGAGUGGAGGGCACGUACCGCCGGUGUUGCGAAACCACUUUGCAGGUCCUCCGCCAGCACCGCGAGACUCUGAUGACGUGCGCGGAGACCUUCCUGCACGACCCCCUGUCUCCUGCUGGCUCUUUCACAAGGAACGCGACUGUGUUCCUCUCAUCCAAUUACGACGCGACCACGGCGCAAGCCAUCCGAGAUGGAAACGACACCACCAUGUGGCAGAGUGACGCUUGUUUCCCCACAUCGUACAUUACGCGCCGUGAGAUGAACGCGCUUUACUGGCUUUGCAACUCCUCAGCCGUUUGUACCGCCUCAACGGGCUCGUCCAACUUGUACGGCGCAACUGACGGCAGUCUCAGCACUAGCGGUGCCUCUAUUGCGUUGCCUACCGGCACCCGAUCCGCAUGGCUCAGAGUUACCCUGCCAUCAGCUACCAACAUAACCCGUGUCGGGAUUCGUGGCGUGUUUCCCUCCGGCGUGGCCAACACUCUGUACCUGGAGUUUGCGUCAGGCGCGCAAGUGCCCGUACUUUACAACCUCACAAGCUAUUCGUUCGUACCCGCACUCGGACAAUGGACGGGCGUCGUGUCCCUUCUCAUCAACUCGACGUCCGCGUUUUCCGUUACGGAACUGGCAGCACAGUACGGCGCGUGUUUUGAAAACGCAACUGUGGAUUUGGGUGCCGUACAAACCAUCGGAUCCAUUCGCAUCCGAUACUGGCCGGGGCAGAAUGGCUUAGCCACGUGGCUGCUGGCCUCGACAGAUGGCGCGUCGUACGACGACGUGGUUUCGGGGCUGCUGGGUUUGUCGCCGCUCGAUCCGACCCGUCUCGGAGCGCUGACGUUGACGCUGCCUACCCCCGUACUGGCGCGAUACCUGACUGUACGGCACAAGGUGGCGGAAACUGACUGGGCCAAGGUAUACGUGUGGGGCAUUGACGCCUACUCGCCUGCGCCGCCGCCGUCGCCAUCACCACCCCCACCUCCAAGUCCCACCCCGCCCCCGUCACCCAAUCCGCCAGAUCCCCCUCUUCCGCCUUCACCCCCCCCAUCUUCAUGGAACAACUAUGCGGGGAUAGUCCGCGCGUACAGCUACCAAGGGACCGUCACUGUGUCGUCUAAUCCAGAUCCAGACGCGCUGCCGCACAUUGCCGACGGUAACGACAACACGCAGUGGCAGAGUGCCGCCUGCUUCCCAACCGGCUACACCGGCCGCCCUUCCAUGAACCCGCUCAUGCAGCUUUGCAGCGGUACGGGGCCCCACGGCGCUCCCGCGUCGUACUGUACGGCAUCUGCCGGCUCGUCCAACCUGCCAGCGACGACGGAUUUGAGUGUUUACACUGGAGCGAGCAUUGCCGUCGACCCCGCGCGCGUCGCCGCGGGCGUUACGGAUGGCGCGGCGUUUUUCGCCGCCGCCGUCCCCGGUGGCCCGCGGGCUGUCACGCGUGUUUCUUAUAAGGCCUUUUCUAGCUCCAACGUAACGGUGUGGCUGGUGAUGCAGCCUUCCGGGUCCUCUGCUGCUCAGAGGGUUCAAGUGGCCACCAUGGUCCCCGCCGUGGAUAACUACGCCUGGGUGUCGGUAACCGGUCAAUGGCAGGACGUGGUGGCGUUGCGUUUGGAAAGCAACGGCAGCUUCACCCUCACGGAGGUCGCUGUGCAGUCCGGCCCGUGUAUGGAGUGGGCUGUGGUGGACAUGGGCAGCGUGAGGGAGGUGGGGGUCCUCAGGUUCCGGCACUGGUCGGUGGACGCUGAGCAAACCAACAUGUCGGUGUCGGCGGAUGGAGUGAAUUGGACGGUGAUGAAGGCAUUUUUAAAACCCGAUCAACUGGAGGCGGUGGAGAUGUACCUGCCCUCGGUCAUCUAUAUUCGUUACCUGAAGAUCACACACAAGGUUAAGGAAGAUGCCGAUUGGAGAAAGGUUUACGUCUGGGGCAUUGACGCGUACGACGUGUACGGCCGAUGGGGAGCGCCGCCUGCGCCCUCACCCCACCCCCUGACUCUCCGAGGCAUGUUGGGCGUCAACGGUAUCUGGGGCUGGGGCUUCAACCAGUUCUCUAACAAUUUGCACAAGGUGGGCAAGGGCCCCGACAUGUACACCUCAGUGGCCUCCUGGGGCCGCAACUACCACGGCAUGAACUGGGACGUCAGGGCGCCGGGCAACAAUCCCAAGUACGACAUCAUGUCGAAAAACGGCACAGACACAUUUUGGUGGCUUGAUUGGGACAAGGAAUACGUGGGAUGGAAGGCAGCUGGACUUAAGGUGGAUGCCAGUUUUCAGUUCGUGUCGGAUGUGUUUGGUCCUCCCACGUGGGGUCCCAACGCGACCGACACGGCGUACAAACUGGGGUUCGCGUUCGGGUCGCACUUUGGCCCCGGCCGCGCGCCGCCGAACGUGAGCCUGGAUGCUGUGGAGUUUGGAAAUGAGCCGUGGGUUGGAUACAACGCUUCAUUUUACUCUUCGCUGCUCCGCGGGUUCGCCAGGGGCAUUAAGGAUGCAGACCCAACCUUCCGACUGUUGCCGUGCGCCCUUCAGGCUGAUAACCCGUACGGCGAGGACAACAACAGUGGAAAUUCCGUUGGCGCCCGCAUCCCCCCCGACGUUGCCCCCCUUAUCGACGUCGUCAACCUGCAUGUGUACUCAUGGUUCAGACCACAAGAGCUGAACGGCACCAUAAUCGGAGUGCAUCCGGAGCAUCCAGGCAGCACCAUGAAUGCUGUGAACAACAUGCUGGCGUGGCGCUCGUACAACAUGCCAGGCAAACCCGUGUGGGUUACGGAAUGGGGCUGGGAUGCCCACCUGCCGGGAGAGGUCUGCGAAACCACACGAUGCGUCAGUCAACAUGCCCAGGCCCUGUACGGCAUUCGUGGGUUGCUGGUGCUCGCCCGAAAAGGAGUUGAGGUGGCGGACUGGUUCUUUUACGCCAACGCGGACGAGGGCUCUGGCGUGUUUGCCCGCAGCGGCCUCCGUGGCAGCAACAACACGAACUUCCCCCGCCUUCCGGUGUUUGAUGCAUUCGCGGCCUUCAUGCAGUUGGUGGGCAACCAGAGCUUCCUGGGAGUGGUGGCCGAGCGUACGGACCUGUACGGCUACCUUCUGGGCCCGGUCAACGCCAGCACUGACGCCGCCACACAUUUGGUCGUUUGGCGGCCAGUGGCGGCGGGCGACGGCCCGGAGGAGCCCACGGCGGCGGCUGCCCUCCCUCUGAAUAGGACUCCAUUCGCGGCCUGGACCGUCAGCGGCGCCGGCAGUGCGCCCGUCAGCCUCAGCUCUGUGGUUCAGGUGGCGGCAGGAGGCCUGUGGACUGUGCAGGUGUCGGCGAUUCCGCUGGUGCUCAAGUUGACUUAA
Molecule: messenger RNA, 12048 nt
Organism: Volvox carteri f. nagariensis
Lineage: Eukaryota; Viridiplantae; Chlorophyta; Chlorophyceae; Chlamydomonadales; Volvocaceae
Exons: 66
Coding region: 1-12048 (4015 amino acids)
Biological process (GO): telomere maintenance; DNA damage checkpoint signaling; protein phosphorylation
Cellular component (GO): nucleus
Molecular function (GO): protein serine/threonine kinase activity; protein binding
Source: RefSeq, a predicted model, not a curated record